Molecule: messenger RNA, 756 nt
Organism: Daktulosphaira vitifoliae (grape phylloxera)
Lineage: Eukaryota; Metazoa; Arthropoda; Insecta; Hemiptera; Phylloxeridae
Exons: 4
Coding region: 43-702 (219 amino acids)
Source: RefSeq, a predicted model, not a curated record
UCAUUUUUAAUAUUUUUUUCAACUGUAAAAUCUAGUUUAAUCAUGUUUUUAUUCACCUAUUCAUUUUUCAUUGCUUUAUACAUCUUAGGAACUUCAUCGUCGUUCCAGAAUGAUGAAAGUGGCAGUUAUGAAGUACAAUCUCCGAUUUUUAAGUGGGAUAAAUUAAAUAAUAUCAAAACUAUAAAAGACUUCAAUCCAGUUGAUGAGGAAUGGCAGCUGAAAAAGGCCAGUCUUUUAAAUAUAAAUUCAAAACAUAUUGUAAAUUUCAUAAAAAAUAUUUGCACAAAUGAAAAGCUAAAUGGUUCAAAUUUAGAUUUAAACAUUAUAUAUAUUGAAAGAGACAUGCAUUAUUUUGUUAAAGCUAUAUCUUACUGGAUAACUGGAAGUGUCGUAUUUUAUCAACGCAUAAAAUCUCAAUUAGUUCAAUUUUUGAAGCAGUCUGAAAAAUACCUAGACUAUGAGUUUAAUAAGGAAAACAUAGUACUAAAACGAAGUGAUCCUUCAAUUUACAACAUUAUGUCUGUCGGUGUAGCUGAGUUAUAUGCUGUAGCUGAAAUGUUAAAAACGUCUAUUUAUGUUUUUGCUAAUGAAAAAUGGUUCUUUAUUAGUAAAGAUGGAAUAAACGGGAAAAUAACAGAUGAACAGUGCCUGUAUUUAGAAAAUCCUUACGAAAAUCAUUUUAAUGUUAUUGUUCAUGGUUAGUUUAAAUAUUGAUGUAAACGUUUCUCUGAAAUAUAUUUUUUAUUUAGUUCUCUA